AUGUGUUUGGAGCACAACCAUGAUGUUGGUGCAUCUGUAUUUGCACUAUAUGCAGAUAACCGAUGCCCUGCAGGAGCUGCUUUGGAGCAGGCUGAAAAAAUGUUGGAUGCUGGUGCAAAUCCACCACACGUAACAAAUGUCCUACAUCAAUCAAACUUUCCUGUAGCAAGAAAAGGUGUAUAUAAUUUGAAGCAUGGUUUUGUCGACAGUGCUGAUGCAAAAAACAUUGACGAAAAAAUAUUGAAUGCCCAAAUAGUUUUUAGCAGCGUCGGAUUAAGCGUCAAGAAUCGGAAUUUUUUGUGGAGAAUGUAA
Helobdella robusta is the source of this 312-nucleotide messenger RNA. RefSeq lists its product as hypothetical. NCBI's taxonomy places the organism in Eukaryota, Metazoa, Annelida, Clitellata, Rhynchobdellida, Glossiphoniidae. The record is from RefSeq and is a predicted model, not a curated record. The coding region runs from base 1 to 312 and encodes 103 amino acids. The transcript is spliced from 2 exons.